This is a messenger RNA of Linum trigynum, 2943 nucleotides long. The record is from the annotation of a GenBank genome assembly. Lineage: Eukaryota; Viridiplantae; Streptophyta; Magnoliopsida; Malpighiales; Linaceae.
CUUAACCAUCGAUUUGCCAUUCAGAGUGCCUUCGAGCAAGGCCAAAAUCAGCGACUAGAGGCUCAAAAUCAUGGGUUAAAGACUUAAAGUAUGAUGUUAGGUCUCACGUCUCUGUGAACUACUUUCUGAAUGGAUUUUGGUUAGAAUCCCAUUCGUCUCGAACGAGAACUUCAAUUUGCUAUCUGAUCUCUAUGCUCAAUGAUCUAUUCUCGCGAUACUGAAGAACACGGUUAGACAAAUAAGGGAGAAGAAAAGAAGACUUCGAUUGUAGUACAGUAGAUAAAUGAUUCUCAAUUCGGAGAUCUCGGAUGCCAUCCUCUCUUUCUUUCAGUCGGGCAGGCUGCUCCAUAGUGUCAACCAUACACUGUUGACCCUCAUCCCCAAGUGAUGCAGUUUCUUAAAACCAAGGUCCGUGGCCCAGACAAAUGGAUGGCCCUUAAGAUUGAUAUGGAGAAAGCAUAUGACCGAGUGGAGUGGGAAUUCCUAUUCCAAAUCAUGCAGAAUUUAGGGUUCUGUGAUAAAUGGAUGACUUGGAUCAAGUCUUGUGUGACAACCGUUCAUUUUUCUGUUCUUCUCAAUGGGACUCAGUAUGGAUACUUCCAACCACAGCGAGGUAUUCGACAAGGAGACCCCUUAUCGCCAUUGCUAUUUGCCAUCUACACGGAAGGUUUUGCUGCAAAGAUAUCCCAAGAGGUGGCUUCCUCUUCUCUCCAUGAUUUACGCAUCCACAGGUCAGCCCCUCCCUUAUCUCAUCUAUUCUUCGCCGAUGACUCUUAUCUUUUCCUCCGAGCAUCGAUUCCUGAAUGUGCUACCUUGCUUCAGCUCCUAACCAACUAUGAAAUAGUUAGUGGUCAAAAAGUUAAUUUGCACAAGUCGGCUGUUUGUGUUAGUGCUAAUGUUUCUAGUCAGGAGUUACAAGCAAUUAGCUCUUUCCUAGGAGUUAGUGUUUUGCAGGCGGAAGACAAAUACCUGGGGUUGCCCUCUCAGGUUGGCCGAUCUAAGUCACUGACCUUCCAAUUCAUAGAGGAGGCCCUUGCUGCCCGGAUUCGAAAUUGGAAGGCGAAAUCUCUAUCCUUGGCAGGUAAAGAAGUGGUGAUAAAGGCGAUAGGGGCUGCUGGCCCUAUCUAUGCCAUGUCGGCGUUCCGAUUGCCUAAGGAAACCUGUCGUCGGUGCAAUGGCCAGCUUUCAAAGUAUUGGUGGGCGGGACAAGAUAAGGAACGUGGGAUUCACUGGAUCUCGUGGAGCGCACUCUGUCAGAGCAAGUUUACCGGAGGACUGGGAUUCCGUGACUUCAACCGAUUCAACAUAGCCCUUCUGACUAAGCAGGCUUGGCGAAUUCUGCAUAAUCCGACCAGCCACCUGGCUAGAAUCUACAAGGCUCGAUAUCAUCCUACUCGAGAUUUUCUUGAUGCAACGGCUGGUUCCCGACCUUCUUGGGCGUGGCAAGGUAUUUUGGAAGGGUUGAAUUUACUCAAGAGGGGCCUAAGGUGGCAGGUAGGAGAUGGUUCGAAUAUCCGGACACUACAGGAUAUUUGGAUCCCGUCUACCCCCCCGUCGUGCCCCACGUUGAAGCCAGGUGCGCCUUCUUGUCCUAUGUUUGUCUCGGAUCUGAUCUGCCCUAGCUCGAAAAUGUGGAGAAAGGAUCUGGUGGAAUCCUUAUUCACCCCUUCAUGUGUAAACCUUAUUCUGUCUAUUCCCCUCCCUGCUUUCCAUAUGAAUGACAGAUUAAUUUGGCACUACUCACCUUCUGGAUUGUUUACUGUUAAGACAGGUUAUCAAUUGUUGUCUUCUGAGCAUAAUCUCCUGCAUCCGCCAGCCAUUCUGCCUUUUGACAACAAGUUUUGGAAAUUGCUUUGGAACCUACCAUUGCCACCGAAGCUGAAAUUCUUCUUGUGGCGUGUUGUUCGUGGCUUUCUACCUCUACAAACAGUGCUCUUCUCUAAAACUCUGGCCUCUGACAUGAUAUGUCCGAUCUGUGAUACAGAUGCGGAAUCCUUCUCCCACUGCUUUUUUGACUGCAGGGUGGCUACAGGCUUAUGGAGACUUGCUGCCAGUGAGGAACUCCGAUCCUUCCUUGCCGGGCUGACCCCGGAUGAUGCAUGGAAGCAACUAUUCUUUGGUAUGAACCUGUCCAAAAGCGCAAUUGCUGAUGUGGUUUUUAUUCUGUGGCGGAUUUGGAAAGCCCGGUGCUGGUCAGUACAUGGGCGGAUUCAGUAUCUGCCCCCAGCGUUAUUUCGCCAAAUGCAGCGCCAGGUACAGGAAUGGAGGGAGGCUGAGCAGACAAGGCCGGCUAUUCCCCGCUGCAGAAAUCGACAAGCACCUGCCCAGUUAUCGGCGAGAAUGAAUCACGGUGGCUUUGAAGGAAAUCUCCCUCAUCCGGACACCAUUAAUGUUUGGUUUGAUGGUGCGGCUAAACGUGAUCAAGGGGGCAGUGUCGGAUUUGUUGGAUUCCAAGUGUCAGGUAUGGUCCUCUUUGCCUUUGGUAAGGCUUACGACGGCCUUUCGGAUCCUUUUAUUAUGGAAUGUUUGGCGCUUAGAGAUGCUUUGCAAUGGUGCCUAAUGUCGCAACCGUCCCUUCGGGGGGUCCGUAUUGUCGUCGCGUCGGCUGUUUUGGGAGUCGCCAUCGAUCUUACUUGGAGUGGAUCGAACACUCUUCGGUCGGCUCUAACCUUAGGGUCAGAACCGAGACUUGGUCUGCGAAUUAGAAAUAUAGAGAUAUAGGUUCGGGAGUACGGUUACGUGUGGGGAAGUGAAAUCACACCCCACAACGCCCUAAAUCGGUACUACUUAAGUCGAUAAGUUUUUAUGCGAGUUGGGUGUAUUUUAGUACUAAUUUUGUAAUUUAGGGUCCCACUGGACCAUUUAACGAUUUUAUCGUAUUAGUUGUAAUUUAAUUAUACGCCCACUGACGUAAAAGUUUAAAGAUAAAGUUAGUUGAUUAGU